UUUCCAAUUGUAUUACUGCGUAUCACUUGUCUUAUCCCCUAUUGAGAGUUAGAUCUAGGUCAAGUUGACUGUAAAAUGCAGCAUGUGGCAUUCAGUAGGUGUAGUCCGUUAGCCGUCCUGUUUACUAUCUCUCCACUAUAGGAAGGACUCUUUAAUAUUACGAAACCAAAGAUAGUCUAUUUUGUAUUUCAAAGCAACAUGGUAGCAUUUUGAAUCCCAGCUAGAUCGAUAGCCCUUUACUGAGAUGUAAAACAUGUGUUUAACAUUUUUUUGUGAUAUGCACAACACUGCAGUAUAUCUACUUGUCUUACCAGAAAGAAGGUGUCAAAGCUCUGGUCUCAGUAGAAAUUAAAAUCUUCAAAAAUAUGGCUAGAGGAAAAUCAAAAAUGCUCCAGUGACUCUGAAAAAUCUUGUAUAGACAAUAUGGAAGAAGACCCCUAUAAUAGCAGUGGGGAUGACAAGCCGGAACUCCGACAUAGUACCAUUGCUAGACUCCUACUAUCCAAUAGAAUGACACGUCAUGAUGUAAGCAAUGAAGUUCCUUCGGCAACAGAAGACAACAACUUGAAUGAAGUACAGACCAUCACACUUGAUGGGGAUUCCUCCCAGGACCAGCACUAUGUGGUGAACUAUGCCAGCCGCAGUGACUUUGACACUACCAGAAGUGAGUAUGAAAUGAACCGGGGAGAUUUUUCACCAUUGGAAGAGUACAAUGAGGACAGGUCAUCACCUGAGAACCUUGUCACUCCAACCGGUUUCUCUAUUGCUGCUCGCCUCUACAAGUGUAGAUUUUGCAACUUUUCAACCAUGAAGUACACACAGCUCCAACUCCACAUGCCCAAGCAUGGUGGUGUUAAAGCUCUGAAGUGCCCUCUAUGUGAUUAUUCAACCAACGACAAGAGUAACUUUCGCCGUCACAAACGUCUCCACCUCAGGAACAAUCCUGUGAAUGUCCUUAAAUGUGACAAGUGCACUUAUUCAACAAUCUUGCCCCGGAAAAUACGAGAACAUUACUGUGAGGAGCAUGUAGACACUCCUAAUAGCACAGCAACAGAUUCAGCUACAGUCCCAUUUACAGGUCCUACUUAUGAAGCAACUCGUUUCCGUUUUCGGCAUUUUGGGGUUGAUCAGAGUACGUCUUCUGGCAACCCGCUUGGUAUGAGUACUUUGCAUACGUUGUUAACAACAGUGCAAUCUCCAAACCUGCAGUUCAGGCGAUCAACUGCUGCACCAAUUAACAACUGUUUCACACAAUAUAAUCAUUAUGAAUCAGCUAGUCAACAGGCUAAUCAAGACACACAUUUAGCAUCAAAUUAUCUACGUUCUAUUGUCUCCUCCAUUAUGAAUAGUCCCCCUCCACCACCAAGAGUGCCUGUUACCAGCACAAUUACCUCAUCCAGUCUCUAUACUACAGCAGCAACAGCAGCAACACCAACACUUCCUCCAUCUUCAACAGCUUCUAUAGGUUCUUCAACAGCAACUACAUUACCCAUGGUAACUGAUACAGGGGAAGUGAGAGUGAAAGUUGAACCCUUUGAAUGUGAGGAAAUAUCAGAUGUGUCAAGUUCCGCUGCAGCUACUCCCAUGAGAACUCUAACUCCUGACUGUUCAAGGGAUGUUCAAACUGUUUUAUCGACCUCCUCAAAAAGACAGUCAUUGGACUAUUUAGAAAAUUCUAGUAAUCCUUUUGAUCGAUCUGUUGAGCUUAGAACAAUGUCUAAUGUUAGCCAGAGCACUGGUGAUAUAGCUGACUCUUCAAAUGCUAGGCUUGAAUAUCACUCACCUAUUGAAGAAAACAUGGGGAGUGUGGAAAACAUAGCUUCAACAUCUUCUGGCAAGAAUUACAUGGAAAACACACUUCACACUUCAAAUCCAGUCACUAACCGUAAUUUGAUGUGUGACAUAGCAUUGACACAGAACUGUAGCGAGACUGAUGUGGACUCUGCUUCAGUGAAGAGGGAAACAUCCAGUGUUGCAGUACAGUGUGUUCUACCAAAUGUUAAAAACGAAGGUUUGAAUGUUGGACAGGAGGAGGCUCCUGAGCGAAAGCGGUGGCGAUGUCAGUUUAUUGAGAGAGCAGUGCAAUGCGAACUGUUGCCCUCACGUCGGACUGGUUCUCGUUCAGUGUCCAUUGCAAGUGAAUCAGAAGGCAGUGAACAACCAAGUACAGCAACGACAACAGAUAACCGUUGUAUAUAUUGUGGUGUUACGUUUGAAGAUGAAGUCCUUUUCUCCAUUCAUAUUGGCUGUCACAGCCAUACUGAUCCCUUUGUGUGCAAUGUAUGUGGCAAGCAAUGUACCAACAAGUAUGGUUUCUAUUCUCAUAUUAUGCGAGGUCAUCAGUACUAGGUGUAUUGUGUACAUAUACACUUGUUGGGUGGCUGUGUGCAUCUAUAACUAUCAAUCUAUCUACCUGUCUACUUAUCUACAUAUAUAUAUAUAUGUAUAUGUAUAAUAUGUGUGUGUGUGUGUAUGUGUGUAUACACAUACACACAGGCAAA
Molecule: messenger RNA, 2501 nt
Organism: Octopus sinensis (East Asian common octopus)
Lineage: Eukaryota; Metazoa; Mollusca; Cephalopoda; Octopoda; Octopodidae
Product: protein hunchback-like
Exons: 5
Coding region: 424-2349 (641 amino acids)
Biological process (GO): regulation of transcription by RNA polymerase II
Cellular component (GO): nucleus
Molecular function (GO): RNA polymerase II cis-regulatory region sequence-specific DNA binding; DNA-binding transcription activator activity, RNA polymerase II-specific
Source: RefSeq, a predicted model, not a curated record